Epinephelus fuscoguttatus (brown-marbled grouper) is the source of this 722-nucleotide messenger RNA. Its product is annotated as ribonuclease inhibitor-like. Gene Ontology annotation, molecular function: protein binding. The record is from RefSeq and is a predicted model, not a curated record. NCBI's taxonomy places the organism in Eukaryota, Metazoa, Chordata, Actinopteri, Perciformes, Serranidae. The annotation marks the transcript as partial. The transcript has 5 exons.
ACUUUCUGGCUACCGACUCUCAGAGACUCACUAUGAAGUGGUGGCCUCAGCCCUGAAGUCCAACCCCUCCCAUCUGAUAGAGCUGGACCUGAGUAACAACCGGGAGCUGAAGGAUUCAGGAGUGAAGCUGCUGUCUGCUGGACUGGAGAGUCCACACUGUAGACUGGAGGCUCUGAGAUUGAGUGGCUGCAGUUUGUCAGAGAUCAGCUGUGUUUCUCUGGCCUCAGCUCUGAAGUCCAACCCCUCCCAUCUGACAGAGCUGGACCUGAGCUUCAACAACCUGCAGGAUUCAGGAGUGAAGCUGCUGUGUGAUUUUCUGGAGAGUCCACACUGUAGACUGAAGACUCUGAGAGGAAAUCUGGAAGGAAUCACAGCGCACCUUGUCCUCAUUGCCUCUGUUCUACCUGCUUCAUACAGUUUGUGGGACUGCAGCUUGUCAGAGAUCAGCUGCGUUUCUUUGGCCUCAGCUCUGAAGUCCAACCCCUCCCAUCUGACAGAGCUGGACCUGAGUGACAACAACCUGCAGGAUUCAGGAGUGAAGCUGCUGUGUGAUUUUCUGCAGAGUCCACACUGUAGACUGAAGACUCUGAGGCCUCAGCUCUGAAGUCCAACCCCUCCCAUCUGACAGAGCUGGACCUGAGCCACAACAACCUGCAGGAUUCAGGAGUGAAGCUGCUGUGUGAUUUUCUGGAGAGUCCACACUGUAGACUGAAGACUCUGAG